UAAUAACGGCUUUUGAAACUUCACUCUCGUUAAGCGUGCGCUUGUUAUAAAUAAGUUAAAAACUUUGUUUAGAACAAUGUUUCGACGAACAAGUAGCAGUUCGAAUAUUCCGGUCGUGAAGGGUGACUACAGAGCACGUUCAAAGUCCGUCGUCAGAGUAAGCACAAAGGAUGAUGGUAACAAAAAAGCCCGGGCAAGUUCCAUGGAUCGUACCUUAAAUCCGCUCACAAAAAGAUCAAUGAGUUCCUCAAAUUUGAAACGCCCAUCAGUUACUCCUUCAGUGUCUUAUAAAAGAUCAACAACGGGCUUGACACCGACUCUGGGUUCUGGGUUCAAAAGAUCGAAUUCUAAUCUCACAACCCCCCGUUCGCGGAGCAAGUCCCCGUUCAAAAUCGGUUCCGAGCGGUCCGUAAACGACAAAAAAUGGGUCUCGGAGCAGUUUGCCAAAGUACGGGCGUUUCUUCAAGAACACCCCAAAUGUCCCGAGCACAUCCCCAACAACCUCAAACCAACGACAAUAAACUCAUUUGUGACCGCUUUCAACCUCUUGUUCAAGGAAAUUGACCCUCGAUUUGAGAUCAACACCACGAAUUACAAAGACAUUGUGUUGAACACACUGAAAAUUUACCAAUUUCCCGGAACCAUUUCACUUUCAUUGCUGAAAACUGUGAAUACAAUGCAUGCUUGGCCUCAAGUAAUCAGUAUUUUUGCAUGGCUUGUCGACCUCAUCACUUACAUAAACCAAACAAGCACGUUUGUUAGUCCCGAUUUAGAGCAAGACCUCAAAUACCAAAAAAUUGAGUGUAUUACGAAUUAUAUCUUUGAGAGAUACCAACUAUAUAACAAAGACGAAGAUGAGAAAAUUGCAGAUCGGGCAGUGGGGCAACAACUUUCAAAAAUUCUCAAUAUUGAUGAGGAGGAGCACAAGAGAGUGCAAGAGGAGGUUGCCAAGUUGUCACAGCUUAAAGAACAGCGUUUGGGGCAGAUCGAGGAACAAAAACACAAAAACGAAAUGCUUGAAAAGGAGAUUGCGCGACUGCGAGAGGAGACUGAAUCGUUCUAUAGAGACAAAGAGCAGAGGGAAGAAAUGAUCCAUGAUUCAAUUAAUUUAUUAAAGGAACGAAAGGAGAAAUUGGUCGCUUUAAUUAAAGCAAAACGGGAGAAUGUCGAGUCACUGAAGAAGAAAAUUAAUACCCAACCUUGCACAAUCAGGGAGAAGAAGAGAAUCUUGGAACACAUUGAAGAAAUGAAGCACACAAUUGAUCUGAAAAAAGAGAAAUUGAAAACCCAGAAAGCCAUCGAAACUGAAUAUCAUUCACAAUUGAAGGAGGCGAAAACUAAAGUCAUAAAUGAAGUUUACCGCUUGAAUCACAGCUUAAUGAAACUCACUGUGAUAGAACCAAAACUUAAAGUCCUGAGUUUGAACGAAAACUCCGAUUUUUUGUCAAACGAGUUUCAAGAGGAUGUGGAAAACCUCCCGGAGAAAAUUAAGUCGCUUGAAAACACGAUCAACGACGAAAUAAAAUCAAAGAAAACUGCAAUUUCUGAAAUGAAGUCCCAAAUUGCUUCAGUGGAAGCGCAAAUUGUCUCAGACAAGCAAAAGCUUCAAGGGUUGAUCGAAAAGGAAGCUUCCCUCAAGGACCAGAUCCAGCUUCUCGAGCAACACUUCGAGAAGAUCGAGAAACAACGAAGCGAGGAAAAGACACUUUUUGAGCAGAAGAUGAGGAGAUUCGACGAGGAUGCUCCACCACUUGACGAGCUUAAACGCGACGUUGAUGAACUGAAAAAAAUUAAAAAAGAGAAAGAAGAAACGUUGGAAAAGCAUAAGUAUGAAGCACUUGUGUUUUUUGCUAAAGUGGAAGAGGAAGUGUCGAGUUAUGUUGAAAAAAUGAAUAACGUGCGAACUAAAGUGCUCGAUAAGCUUACGGGGAGCUUGGAACAGACUAUAAAAGUCCAACAGGAGAUAAUCGACGACAUGCUGAAACUAGAAGAAAUAAGAGAAACAGAAGAGUGAUUAUGUUCUUCAAAAAUUUAUUCAUUUAUUUUUGGUUAUUAUUUGUAUUUGUUAUUAAAUGAAAUAAAUAAAUUUUCACUGA
This is a messenger RNA of Tribolium madens (black flour beetle), 2096 nucleotides long. Its product is annotated as kinetochore protein NDC80 homolog. NCBI's taxonomy places the organism in Eukaryota, Metazoa, Arthropoda, Insecta, Coleoptera, Tenebrionidae. The coding region runs from base 77 to 2014 and encodes 645 amino acids. The transcript has 15 exons. Gene Ontology annotation, cellular component: Ndc80 complex. The record is from RefSeq and is a predicted model, not a curated record. Gene Ontology annotation, biological process: attachment of mitotic spindle microtubules to kinetochore.